AUGAUCUCCUCCUCCUCUGUCUCCUCCUCGUCACCAAAAUCGAUGAUCAACACCCCGCGCUGUUGCUCGCGCGUUGUUGUUGCCGCAAAGAAGGGUUGCGAAAAGAUGUGUAAUCCACGGACGAAUUUGAAUUCAUCAUCAUCGUCGUCGUCUCUGAUGAGAAUCAGAAGGAGUGUCGUCGCGCUCGCGUCGUCGGAAACCAACACCGAUCUGCUCUUAUCCUGGAACGAAAACAACAUCUCCUCGAACGAGGAAUUAAACAACGCCGCAAUCACCGAGCGACGAACGCGAACCGCCGAGGACUCGAGGAGGAUGAAGAUGAAAAAAGAGAUCAAAACGUUCCGAGAGCGGUUGAAAAAAGCGAACAAAACGGAAACGGAACGCAGGAGGAAAGAAGACGCGAUCGAACUCGAGAUGCAAGAAGAUGAGACGAAAAAACGUAACAAGGAAGACGCGAGACGCGAAGCCGCGGAUCGAGCGUUGGCGGGUGUGUUUGAAAAGGAGAGGAAACGCUUGGAAAAAAUCGAGCGCGAGCAGCGCGAGGAGGAGGAGGAGAUGUUGGGUUUUUUGAGAGAGAGGAUCGAACGGUUGGAGAAGAACGACGAGGAUAUCGCGGCGUACGCGAAGGAUGCGUUGGUGGUGGCGAGGCAAGCGGUGAAGGAUUUGGAGAGCGAGUUGGAGACGCAGAAAUCGGCAGUAAUGAAGAGGAGGAAGCAAUGCGCCAAGGAGGCGAGGAAACGCGUGAAAGAGAUGCAACGAAAUCGCGAGGCGGAAGAGAAUCGCGUCAAUAAAGCGUUGAAAGGAGGAAAAGGUGCUAACGACGAGGAUAACCAGGAGUUGGAGAAGAAACGGUUCGAGUACAAGUUGAGAAUGGAUACGGAGCAGCACGAAAAGAUGUUGAUGGACGAGGCGCGAUUGCAGUUGAUCGAAGACGCGGACAUUAAACGCGUCGAGGUUACUCUAAACGAAGCGUUAGUCGCGGUGGAGAAAGUCAAAGACGAGGAAGGCGAAAGAAGAGACUUUGUUCAGAAAGAAUUAUCGGUCUUUUUGGAUGAUUUUGCGAUUAAAGAUUACGAGGUGCAAUCGAGACGAGAGAACUUUGACGCCACGUUAUCGAGUGAGUGCGAAGCGGUGUCGAUUAUCGCGAAGAAAGAGGAAGUGCAAAUACGCACAGAGGAAGAAGCGAGGCGCGUAGAAUUCACGAAGUCGCUGAGAAGCCAACGGAAGAACGAGGAGGAACGAAGAGUGAAGUGGGACCGAGACCAUUUCGCGGACGUGCAAAAGUUGGAAGAGAUGAAAUCGAACGAAGCGAGCACGAGACGAAGUGAAAACACUCGAAGAUCAGCGUUUGCGACAUCGUUCGCGCAGAAAGAUGCAAAUGCGGCGGCUAUAUUUCUCGCGUUAUAUUUAGAGUCCUUAGAGAAGAGCGAUUUGAGCAGAGAGGAGGAUAUGGCGGACGUGAUGGAGGCGGACGGGGCGUUGUACGUCGCGGCGGAAAACCUUCGCAAGAGACGCGAGAGCGAAGAGUACAAGAGAGACUUUGAAACGCGCAAAGCGGUAGAAAAGAGCGAAUAUUUUGCGGAGUUGGAGAGAGUGAAGAAAGUACAGGAGGUCAAGGCGCUGGAGGCGAGAGAAAAAGCGAAGGAACGUGAAAAACUUCGCGAUGAACGCAUCGCGGCGGCGAAAGCGCAGAGAGCACAAUUUCUCGAGAUGAGCAAAAAGAGAGCGGAGGAGCAGAAAGAGAAAAUGCGCGUCUUGUCCGAGUUGAGAGAAAAACGACGAGCGGAAGCCGAGGAAAAACGUUUGAAAGAAUUGGAGGACGAACGCGUGCGAAUGGAGAAGAGAAUGCAAGAAGAACGAGAGGCGGUGAACGGCAAGAAAGAAGCCGCUGCCGCUGCCGCUGCCGCUGCUACCGCUCCCAAACCAAUCGCGACGACAACUGCUUCCGCGGCCGUUACUUCGAAGAAAGAGGAAACGGCGGUGAAUAAAUCUACGAGUGGUUUCGUCGCGGCGAAUCCCUCGGCUCCUAUUCGCGCCUCUGGAUCCAUCGCCAAGAUGAAAACGGAUGCUCUUUGGAACGAAAACUAUAAAAAGUUUCUCAAGUUUGUCGAUCAAUCGUCAUCAUCAUCAUCAUCAUCAUCAUCAUCAUCGACGAUGACUAUACCGAAACAAGAAGAAGAAGUCGAACGACCGAAGAAGAAAGAAGAAAAAGUAGUAGCAGAAAAGAAACCGGUCGUGGCCGCCGCCGCCGCCGCGAAAGAGGUACCGCAAUCCAUCCUCGAUUCUCGAGAUGCGGUUGCAAUCGCACAACAUCUCGUCGACAGCAAAUACGAUGCAAAAACAGUCGCCAACGCGGUUUCCACUUUAUACACCAACGGUGGUCGCCGCGGUCCGGACCUCGCGGAGGAGAUCUUCAUGACUUUGCCUAAAUCCAUCUCCGGCGCCGCUCUAGUCAACAUCCAAGACAACGCCGUCGCGUGCAAACUUCUCGAAAAUUGCGAGCCGGGACGACAAACGGUCGAAUUGAGCGAGCCGUCCACUUCUGAGCCUUCUUCAGAACCGAGGAAACAGUUCUUCCUCGCGUACUCUUCGCGAAAAGCUAUGUACGCCGGCGUCGAAAUCCUCGAAGUCGCCACUUCCGUGAACGAAUCUCGCGCGGUGGAAAUCUACAGCAACAUCUCUCGCGUUCCGCGCGCCUCCAUCGUCAAAAGAGCCGUCUUGCAGCAAGGCUCCCGUCCAGGCACGGAAUCCAAAAACCCGGAGUCUAAACCACCAUCCAAAAUUAUCUGGAUCGCGAAACUCUUGGCCAAAAUAUCCCCGCCGUCCACCGCCGUGCAAACCUUGGAAACCUUUCGAGGAGGUAAAAGAAAGGGUGACGAGAAGAUGAACGCGUACGUCAAAGACAUCGUUCAAAUCAUACGCAAGAACGAAGGCGGCGACAUCGAAGGCGCGCAGGCGUUCGCGAAGAUUUUAGAGAGUCGGCUGUUGUUAUGA
Bathycoccus prasinos is the source of this 2994-nucleotide messenger RNA. RefSeq lists its product with no specific name. NCBI's taxonomy places the organism in Eukaryota, Viridiplantae, Chlorophyta, Mamiellophyceae, Mamiellales, Bathycoccaceae. Bases 1 to 2994 code for a protein of 997 amino acids. The record is from RefSeq and is a predicted model, not a curated record. The transcript has a single exon.